CGCAUAACUCGCUUACAGGGUGUGAUGCCGGUAUGGUCUUUUGCAUGUGAUAAACAUUAUACUGAACUGCACUGUGGAAUACUAAGACAACCGGCACAAUGCCUUCGUUUAUAGGCCUUUUAAAGGAAUUCCGGAUUCUUCUUCCUAUGACAGUAGAAGAGUACCAGAUUGGUCAGCUCUACUCGGUGGCAGAGGCUAGUAAAGAAGUAACAGGUGGAGGAGAUGGCGUGGAGGUAGUGGUAAAUGAACCUUAUAAAAGAAAAGUUACCAAUUCUAAUGGCGAGGAAGUAGAGGAGUGCGGACAGUUAACAAACAAGAUAUACCAUCUUGAAAAAAAAGUGCCAGGAUUUAUAAGGACUAUAGCCCCAACAGGGUCUCUCACAGUGGAAGAACAGGCACACAAUGCAUAUCCAUAUUGCUGUACUAUCAUAACGAAUAAGGGUUACAUGAAGGAAGGAUUUGAACUGAGCAUCAAGACAUGGCACAAGCAGGAUGAUGGCAGUCUACAUAAUGUUCACAAUCUAAAUGAUGAGGAACUAAACGCCAGGGAGGUUGUAUACAUUGAUAUUGUGAAUGAUGCUAUCAAAUCUCAAGAUUACAAAGAGAGUGAGGACCCUUCCAAAUUUCACUCAGAGAAAACAGGACGAGGCCCUCUUCAGCCAAACUGGAAGGAGACACAGAAACCGCUGAUGUGCUGCUACAAACUAGUGUACAUGAAGUUCAAGUGGUGGGGUCUUCAAGGCAGGAUUGAGAAGUUUGUCAUGAAUCAAGAGAAGCGAUUAUUUACCCUUUUCCAUCGCCAAGUUUUCUGCUGGUUAGACAAGUAUCAUGGUAUGACAAUGGCCGACAUACGAGCACUGGAGGAUAAAACCAAAGAUGAUCUCCAAAAAGAAAGAACGACUGGAGAACUGAGAGGCUUUUCAGCUGACAAGGAGAAGUAGAUAAUGCAGUAACUGUGUGUGUGUGUUUACAUCAAUCAUGUCAAAGAUAGUCCUGCCUUCCACUCGUGUUUCUUGUAGCUAGUUCUCAUGUCAAAGAAGUCAGGAAUAAAGCAAGAUUCAAAGGCAAUUCUCUCCUUUCCUUGCGGACUAGAUGAGUACUGGCUGGCCAUAGAUAGGAUAUAGAUAAAGACGAUGCAAUUGAUAGAGGUAUGGUUGACAGAAGGAUAAUCUUAUCUCGAACACUGCUUAAUUUAGAGUUAAUAUACUAUCCUGUUCAUUCAUAUUGUAAUAUAUUGCACUGUACUUUUUUUAGUAUACUUAAUUGUAAGACGAAAUUAACCCAAAAUUGAGAUGUAAUCUCAAUUUCCAUGCAUUUCUAAUUAUUAAUGGACUGUUUUAAAACCAACUCUUGACAUCACUUACCCAUAAUGUUCUUGCCAAAUCAAAUGGAAAUGUUGCAUUCUACAUUCACAUGCUGUUUAAUACUAUUGCCUGUGAUAACUGAGGCAAUAGUUUAUGGGUAAUGCAUAAAACAAUUGUAUCAAGGGACAAAUAAGAACAACAUUUAGAAAUUAUAACCCACACCUAAAAA
Molecule: messenger RNA, 1533 nt
Organism: Strongylocentrotus purpuratus (purple sea urchin)
Lineage: Eukaryota; Metazoa; Echinodermata; Echinoidea; Camarodonta; Strongylocentrotidae
Product: phosphatidylinositol transfer protein alpha isoform
Exons: 10
Coding region: 99-941 (280 amino acids)
Biological process (GO): phospholipid transport
Cellular component (GO): cytoplasm
Molecular function (GO): phosphatidylinositol transfer activity; phosphatidylcholine binding; phosphatidylcholine intramembrane carrier activity
Source: RefSeq, a predicted model, not a curated record